GAAAAUGUAUCUAGUCCACAAGAAUAUGUAUCUUUUUUCUCACAACAGUCAACACAAUCUUAAAUAGAGAAAAAAGAGAGCUUAGAGAUUGACCUAGGUUAAGGGGGCAGCUUACGCCGACAACAACUGUAGAAAUUAUCAUUUAUUUUUUGAUACGUUUAUCCACAAUUUAGAGAGAAGUAUCGAUUAUAAAGAGAAAGAAGGUGAGGAAAGGAAAGUGAACAUAUCAUAAAGAACCGAUGAUGAGAAACGUAGGGAGUUCGAGCUCCAGCGGCAAAGGCAUAGCGGCGGUGGUCGGCGUCGGUCCACAGCUUGGCCGUUCCGUCGCUCGAAAGUUCGCACACGAAGGCUACACCGUCGCCAUUCUCGCCCGCGAUCUAGGUAGGUUAUCUAGAGUGGCAGAAGAGAUAGCGAGAGAAGAGAAAGCGCAAGUUUUUGCUAUAAGAAUUGAUUGUGCGGAUCCAAGAAGCGUAAGAGAAGCCUUUGAAGGUGUGCUGUCUUUAGGGUUUGUGGAGGUUUUGGUGUACAAUGCUUAUCAUUCUUCUUCUUCUUACCCAAGCCACCAUCCAACUUCAUUCACCCACAUUCCGUUCCAAUCUUUCCAAACCUCAAUUUCCGUUUCUGUCUUCGCUGCAUUUCUGUGCGCCCAACAGGUUAUUCCGGGGAUGAUGGAUAAAGGGAAAGGAACAAUACUCUUCAGCGGUUGCUCGGCGUCAUUGAAUGGCGUUGCGGGUUUCUCGGAGCUAUGCUGUGGAAAAUUUGCGUUGAGGGCUCUUUCUCAAUGCUUGGCAAGAGAAUAUCAAGCUUUUGGAAUACACGUGGCUCAUGUUAUCAUCGACGGUGUAGUUGGACCUCCAAGCAUACAUUUCUUGAAUCUCGAAAUUUAUGGUGAGCGACGGAAAAGGGAAGAACUUUUAUUAGUCCCCCACACUGCAAAGAGAAAGAAACAUCGCACCGAGAGGAACGGUCGCAGAGCAAUCAUUCAAUACUGGAGGUCAAGAUGGAGAAGGAGAAGGUGAAAGCUCGGGAGUGAUGGGAAUGGAUCCUGAUGUAUUGGCUCAAAUAUAUUGGAGUCUUCAUGUACAAGACCAGAGAGCUUGGACUCAAGAACUCGAUAUCCGACCAUCAAACACAAGGUUCUAGUGGUUAAAAAUAUGAUUUGAUUCUUGGGGGUUUUGAUUUUAUUCAAUGUUAUUUUAGUCGUUUGGUACGUAUACGUAUGUGUGAUCAUUUGAUAUGUAUGUGUAUAUCUUGCAUUUGGAAUGUAUAACGUUAAGCGUUUAUGAUUUGUGUGAAUGAUCUGUCAAUCUCAUUUUCAUAACUUUUGGUUUCUA
This is a messenger RNA of Brassica napus (rape), 1334 nucleotides long. Its product is annotated as 3-oxoacyl-[acyl-carrier-protein] reductase FabG-like. The record is from RefSeq and is a predicted model, not a curated record. Bases 240 to 1019 code for a protein of 259 amino acids. NCBI's taxonomy places the organism in Eukaryota, Viridiplantae, Streptophyta, Magnoliopsida, Brassicales, Brassicaceae. The transcript is spliced from 6 exons.